This is a messenger RNA of Solanum lycopersicum (tomato), 708 nucleotides long. It is a transcript of the gene IDI2, whose product is annotated as isopentenyl diphosphate isomerase 2. Gene Ontology annotation, molecular function: isopentenyl-diphosphate delta-isomerase activity. Gene Ontology annotation, cellular component: cytoplasm. Gene Ontology annotation, biological process: isoprenoid biosynthetic process; isopentenyl diphosphate biosynthetic process. Lineage: Eukaryota; Viridiplantae; Streptophyta; Magnoliopsida; Solanales; Solanaceae. The record is from RefSeq and is marked validated.
AUGGUUGAUGUUAUUGCUGAUGCAAACAUGGAUGCUGUACAGCGCCGUCUCAUGUUUGACGAUGAAUGUAUUUUGGUGGAUGUGAAUGACAAGGUUGUUGGUCAUGAGUCCAAGUACAAUUGUCAUUUGAUGGAAAAGAUCGAAUCUGAGAAUUUGCUGCACAGAGCUUUCAGUGUGUUUCUUUUCAACUCAAAGUAUGAACUUCUUCUUCAGCAACGAUCUGCAACAAAGGUAACCUUUCCUUUGGUGUGGACAAACACAUGCUGCAGCCAUCCUCUCUACCGAGAGUCUGAGCUUAUCGAGGAGAAUGCUCUUGGUGUAAGAAACGCUGCACAGAGGAAGCUGCUUGAUGAACUCGGUAUCCCUGCUGAAGAUGUCCCGGUUGACCAGUUCACACCAUUGGGUCGUAUGCUUUACAAGGCUCCAUCUGAUGGAAAGUGGGGAGAACAUGAACUUGAUUACCUUCUGUUCAUCGUUCGUGAUGUCAACGUUCACCCGAACCCAGACGAAGUUGCUGACAUCAAAUAUGUGAACCAAGAGCAACUAAAAGAGCUUUUGAGGAAAGCUGAUGCUGGUGAAGAAGGUUUGAAGCUGUCUCCUUGGUUCAGACUCGUUGUUGACAACUUCUUGUUCAAAUGGUGGGAUCAUGUUGAGAAGGGGACCAUCCAAGAAGCUGCUGAUAUGAAAACCAUUCACAAGUUGACUUAA